UGUCCUUACGUGUGAGUGUGAAGAACAUGUUGGCGCCUCUAAAACUCUCAAUUAUAAGUAUGUCAGACACAAAUGGAUGAAGAAGAUAGAAAAUGACAUGCUUCUAUCAGCUAUAUCAAUCCCUGGAACACACCAAAGCAACAGAUACUCUAAAAAGUCCAAUCCAAUGUUCCAAGCAUGGGGACUGCACAACCAACUGGAUGCAGGCGUGCGUUUUUUUGACUUGCACGUGUCCUCCGACCAGGAACAAAAGACCCUUAAUUAUUUUUUGAUCACUAUGCAGACGUUCCUUGUGAAACAGAAAAAAGAGACACUGUUGCUUAGAGUAACUCCAGAUGAGGGUGCUGUUGCUCAAGUCACAGAGUUUUUAAGUCAAGAUUGGCCUUUGUGGAGAGACAAAGAGAUUCCAACUUUGGGCCAGGUGAGAGGCAAGAUAGUCUUGAUUCAGAGUCCAACAUUAGAAUUAGGACUUUCUGUUCAAGUUACUGAACUGAACGCAGACAUGGAUACAAAAGAAACACAAAUGAGAGAAAAUAUCAAGAAAGCUUCACAAAAGUGUGAGCAGGAGAUGAUGCUCACAUACACUGAGGCCAACGGAGAAUCAGGGCCACUAAAAAUCGCAAAAACACUAAAUAAACAAGUUGAUGAUUAUCUUCUCAAUCUUAAAGGAGACGAAAAAAGACCACAUUGUGUAGGUAUAAUUGCUAUGGACUUCCCUGGUCCUAAAGUCAUCCAAACAAUCAUCAACUUUAAUGGCAAAUUAGGGAAGGGGAUUGUAGCUGACUCAGGUAGCAAUGAAGAUGUUGCCUUGCCUGAUUCUGACAUGGAAGUUAAAGGUGGAGAAUCUUCAGCAGAAGGAGAAACUGGCGCUGCGGACGAGGACCACCAGGCAGAAGGUGGAGAAAGUGCAGCAGGAGGAGAAACUGGCGCUGCGGACGAGGACCAUCAGAAGGUGGAGAAAGUGCAGCAGGAGGAGAAACUGGCGCUGCGGACGAGGACCACCAGGCAGAAGGUGGAGAAAGUGCAGCAGGAGGAGAAACUGGCGCUGCGGACGAGGACCACCAGGCAGAAGGUGGAGAAAGUGCAGCAGGAGGAGAAACUGGCGCUACGGACGAGGACCACCAGGCAGAAGGUGGAGAAAGUGCAGCAGGAGGAGAAACUGGCGCUGCGGACGAGGACCACCAGGCAGAAGGUGGAGAAAGUUCAGCAGGAGGAGAAACUGGCGCUGCGGAAGAGGACCACCAGGCAGAAGGUGGAGAAAGUUCAGCAGGAGGAGAAACUGGCGCUGCGGACGAGGACCACCAGGCAGAAGGUGGAGAAAGUGCAGCAGGAGGAGAAACUGGCGCUGCGGACGAGGACCACCAGGCAGAAGGUGGAGAAAGUUCAGCAGGAGGAGAAACUGGCGCUGCGGAAGAGGACCACCAGGCAGAAGGUGGAGAAAGUUCAGCAGGAGGAGAAACUGGCGCUGCGGAAGAGGACCACCAGGCAGAAGGUGGAGAAAGUUCAGCAGGAGGAGAAACUGGCGCUGCGGAAGAGGACCACCAGGCAGAAGGUGGAGAAAGUUCAGCAGGAGGAGAAACUGGCGCUGCGGACGAGGACCACCAGGCAGAAGGUGGAGAAAGUUCAGCAGGAGGAGAAACUGGCGCUGCGGACGAGGACCACCAGGCAGAAGGUGGAGAAAGUGCAGCAGGAGGAGAAACUGGCGCUGCGGAAGAGGACCACCAGGCAGAAGGUGGAGAAAGUGCAGCAGGAGGAGAAACUGGCGCUGCGGACGAGGACCACCAGGCAGAAGGUGGAGAAGGUUCAACAGAAGAAGAAUCUCACACUGCGCAUGAAGAACAUCAUGCCCAAGGUGAACAACAUCCCAAAAAAAAGUUUAUUAAAAAGGUAAAUUGCCACAAAGUUCACAGAAGACCCCGAUCAUCUCCUUUACUUUGAAUAUGGAAACAUUAACAUUAGUCUCUUUAAGAGAAUAAAGAUACCACUUAAAAUUAAAAUAGAUUUACAUUUUAAUCUCUGUGAAUUACAACAAUUGUAUAAGCAGCACUCAAGCACAUUCUGUCAGUCAAAUAAAAUAUACAA
Molecule: messenger RNA, 2082 nt
Organism: Carassius gibelio (silver crucian carp)
Lineage: Eukaryota; Metazoa; Chordata; Actinopteri; Cypriniformes; Cyprinidae
Product: golgin subfamily A member 6-like protein 6
Exons: 6
Coding region: 77-1891 (604 amino acids)
Biological process (GO): lipid metabolic process
Molecular function (GO): phosphoric diester hydrolase activity
Source: RefSeq, a predicted model, not a curated record